Messenger RNA from Gryllus bimaculatus (two-spotted cricket), 1378 nucleotides. The record is from the annotation of a GenBank genome assembly. NCBI's taxonomy places the organism in Eukaryota, Metazoa, Arthropoda, Insecta, Orthoptera, Gryllidae.
AUGUCGUCCGAGAUGCCCUGCGGAUGCGCGCCGCGUGCGGUGCAGCGGCGCGAACACUCCUCCCGCGGAAGCGGCGUCAGGGUCGGCCCCGUCGCCGCUGCUGCUCAAGACCAACCUGAGCGCCGUGCCGCUGGAGGAGUGUCGCGCGCUGCACCGCACGGCGACUCCGGGGGGCCGCUGCAGGUGCAGGAGCAGCCGCGCAGCGCCGUCUUCACCGUGGUGGGCGUCACCAGCUUCGGGCCGGACCCGUGCGGGGGCAAGAAGCCGGGCGUCUACGUCCGCGUCGCCAACUACGUGCCCUGGAUCGAGAGCGUCGUCUGGGAGUGAGCCCGCUAUCACUAUGAAGAACUUGGACAUUGUGUCCCUUGCAGAGACAAAUGAAUGUUUUGAUCAAACGAUACUCGGCGAUUCCCUCUUAACAUUAGAGCGCACCCUGGCACGUUGAAGCGUUGCUUCGACUUAGGUUCUUAGAAGAUUCGAACCGCAUAAUCGCAUGGCUGUCUUGCCGAACGUGUUCACAUAUGCCCGUUCCAAAUGGAGCAAUAAAAUGCUGGGUCUUGCAGAUAUGACAACUUCAAUAGGUUUAAAUGACUCGAAAGUUGUUUCGGUUGAAGGUCUAGCUGUCUACCCAACAACUUUCUGUUUUUCGUGGGUAAAAUUCAAAUUGUAUACAUUAGUAAAAUUCAUUUGAUUUUACAAUUAUAUAAUACAAUUUCAAAGAGAUAAUUAAAAGUCAGUAUUGAAAGUAAUUCAUCAUUGACACUAUAUUCAAGUAUCUCAAGGAAAUUGUAAAUUCUAAAUGUUUUCAAAAGUGUUAAACGCAAUUUAGAAAAUAUUUAGUAAUAUCGUUGAUAAUACUAAGUACUAUUGAAUAACCAGAAAUGCCCUGAGCAUCUUUUACGUAAAUAUGAAAUCCUCCUCCUCAGGAAUAACAUUUCAUGAGAAUAUAGACUGAUUUUCACCACAGAAGUAGAAGUCUGUGCCAAAUACAUAGCUGUUUCAAAACAAUUUUGUGACAUAAUUCAUAGUAUUAUUUUCAUAAACAUUUCAAAUUGUUAUUCUGUUUUACUCAUGUGACUUUAAGUUAAUCACAUUUAAGUUAAUCACACUGUACUGUAAAUAUGAAAUAGUAAAAUGUUUAUUUAUGGUAUUUUGCCACUAAUUUGACUCACCUAAGAAAUAUCACAAUGUAUACUACACAUCGUCAAUUAUAUUUACAAUAUUUAUAAAAUAGCGCGCACUGUAUUUCUACAACGCCUAUAAUUACCAACAAAACAAUAUCAAAUAUUUGAUUCCUAUGUUGUGUUGGUUUUCAUUUUAUGAAGUGUAAUGACUUGAAAUUAUUAAAGAAAAAAAUAUAAGUAACAAAAAGUAUACA